Molecule: messenger RNA, 2322 nt
Organism: Owenia fusiformis
Lineage: Eukaryota; Metazoa; Annelida; Polychaeta; Sabellida; Oweniidae
Source: the annotation of a GenBank genome assembly
AUUGAUUCUAUAUGCCAUGAUGGAAUUUUACCCUACGUGAAGCUAAGAGAGGGAGAUCAAUAGGAAAUGUAAAAUUGAUGAAAUCUGCCAAUGGGCAUUGUUAUCAAAGGAUAUACACUGUUUACACCUAUUUUACAUAGCAGAGAAGAUACAAGAUUCACGGCAGAGUAAUAUACGGCUUAUUGGUUCAGCUAUACUAGGUAUUAAUUUAUCAUCAGCUUGAACAAUUCUACGAGCCAGUACCAGCUCUUGGUUAAAGUAAUUCAUAUCUAAAUCAUAUGAGUUAAGAUGUGGUUAGGAUGGCAGCUGUCUGAAGUGUGCCUAGGGAAUAAGAACAAGUACUAAUAAAUUCAAGUAAUAUUCUAUAAGAACAAACAGCCCAUAUAACGUGUUCUAUACCCAUCACGGAUUUGUAAUAAUAAUCGAGGAUAGUGGCUAUUACAUACAUAGCAAGGUAAGGAAGGAAACACCACCUGAUCCUCUAGCUAGCCAGAUAUAUUUUCCAAGAUAGCGCCAGAUGACUCUUCAAAUAGGGGACGGAACAUGAGCACAUUGAUACAGUACAGCGCUGGCAGUGGGUCAAAACUUCAACGAAAAUCUUCACAAACUUCCAUUAGCUCUGGUAAUUUGCCAAGGAACCCCUCUUUCACAGGUGGCAGGGGCAAUGUGUCCAGUAGGGAUAGACCCAGGCAUUUCCGCACAGAUAGCAAUGAUAGCCGCAGUGGUUCCUCAGGGGCCAAGCACUGGUUACUAGGUGGUGAUACAAGUACACCAGAUGGCGCCGCUGGUUCAUCAUCUUCGGAGAAAGGUUCUGGGUCAGGAAGGUUGCCAACUACCGCAGAAGUCGUUGUCAGAAAAACGACUGAUAGCAGUGUUACAAAGGGAAAAUACAAGAGGCGUGGCUUCUUCAGAAAUCUUGGCAAAUCUGGGUUACGGGUGUCCAAUAUAGGCCUUGGGACAUGGGUGACAUUUGGUGCUCAAAUUACGGAUGAUACAGCGGAGGAGCUUGUGACGUUGGCCUACGAAAGUGGAAUCAAUGUGUUCGAUACUGCAGAGGUCUAUGCAGCUGGAAAGGCAGAAAUAGUGCUGGGGAAGAUAUUCAAGAAAAAAGCAUGGAGGAGAUCCAGUUACAUCAUAUGUACAAAGAUUUACUGGGGAGGAAAAGCAGAGACGGAAAAAGGAUUGUCCAGAAAGCAUAUUAUUGAAGGUUUGAAAGGCUCCUUAGAAAGACUCCAAAUGGAAUAUGUUGAUCUUGUAUUUGCUAACAAGCCUGACCCACACACCCCAAUGGAGGAGAUUGUGCGUGCAUUUACUCAUGUAGUCAAUCAGGGCUGGGCAAUGUAUUGGGGCACCUCCAGAUGGAGCAAUAUGGAGAUAAUGGAGGCAUAUUCUGUAGCACGGCAAUUCAACCUGAUACCUCCGAUCGCAGAGCAGGCCGAGUACCAUCUUUAUCAGAGAGACAAAAUUGAGGUCAAUAUGCCAGAACUUUACAAUAAAAUGGGUAUUGGUUGUAUGACUUGGUCUCCACUGGCAUGUGGCAUCCUGACUGGCAAAUAUGAUGAUGGUGUUCCUAUAUAUUCAAGAGCAGCUCUAAAGUUGUCCACACAGGGAUAUAACUGGCUUAAGGAUAAGAUACUCAGUGAGGAGGGAAGGCGACAACAGGCACAGCUACGUGAAGUAGCUGUAAUAGCAGAUAAAAUUGGCUGCUCAUUAUCACAACUUGCUAUUGCUUGGUGUCUGAGGAAUGACAAUGUCCACUGUGUUCUGCUAGGAGCUUCUAAUGUGGACCAGCUCUACGAAAAUAUGCAGUCAAUUCAGUAUGUUUCAAAACUUACACCUGCCAUAAUGGCAGAGCUUGACAAGAUCUUAGGAAACAAACCUGUGAAGAUACGAGAGCAUAUAGCAAGGUGACUAGGGCCCACACCUAAAGAAACUAUAGUUGACAUGAACCAACAAACAGUUGUUAAACCCGAACCUAAAGAUGAUAAUGAGGAAUCAUCAUCUUGGUGUACAAUCCAAUGACAUCUAUUGGCAAAUGGUUGAACUAUAUGCAAUAUCACUUUGGUGUCCUGAAUAAGAUUUUUCACAGGGAAGUCAUUUGUUGAAGCAGCUUAUUUUUACAACAUUAAUUAAGAACAUCAAAUUGCAUGCAGCUUGGGCUAUACCUGAACUCCAGGGUUACCUUGUCCAUGUAUUCUUGGUUAUCCUGUAAUCUGGGCUAUCCUGUACUCUGAAUUACACUGUACCUUUAGUCUCGGUCACCCUGUAUUCCAGGUCACCCUCUACCCCAGGUCACCCUGUAUUUAAGGUCAUCCUCUACUC